Messenger RNA from Lachancea lanzarotensis, 1143 nucleotides. RefSeq names its product LALA0S05e00804g1_1 (gene DYS1). The record is from RefSeq and is a predicted model, not a curated record. NCBI's taxonomy places the organism in Eukaryota, Fungi, Ascomycota, Saccharomycetes, Saccharomycetales, Saccharomycetaceae. The coding region runs from base 1 to 1143 and encodes 380 amino acids. Gene Ontology annotation, cellular component: cytoplasm. Gene Ontology annotation, biological process: peptidyl-hypusine biosynthetic process. Gene Ontology annotation, molecular function: deoxyhypusine synthase activity. The transcript has a single exon.
AUGUCUCAACAAAAUGCCAAUUUGCCCAGUGCCUUGAACGAAGCAGUGUUGAAGGCUUCGGAACCAGUAUCUGCAGAUUAUGUGAAGGUUCAGGGUAUUGACUAUUCUAAGGCAGAAGCCCAAGACAUGCGGGCAUCUGAUCUCGUUGGAUCUAUGCGUACAAUGGGAUUUCAAGCCAGUUCGCUAGGACAAGGCUGCGAAAUAAUCAACGAGAUGAGAUCUUGGAGAGGAAAGCAUCGUGAUGAGCUCGAAGAGCACGACAGAAAAGGCUCAUUUGAUGAAAAUGGCAAACAGAAAACUACAAUUUUCUUGGGGUAUACUUCUAACCUGAUUAGUUCCGGAUUGCGUGAGACCAUUCGCUAUCUCGUGCAGCACAAGCAGGUCGAUGCUAUCGUCGCAACUGGCGGUGGUAUCGAAGAAGAUAUCAUCAAAUGUCUGGCGCCUACGUAUUUAGGAGAAUUCACCUUGAAAGGGUCGUCUUUGCGUGACAAAGGUCUGAACCGUAUUGGUAACCUUUUGGUACCCAACGACAAUUACUGCAAGUUCGAAGAAUGGAUCGUGCCCAUCUUGGACAAAAUGCUGGAGGAGCAGGAAGAAUACGUCAAAGAGCACAAAUCUGAAUGCUUGGAUGCCAAUACUGACGUCGAAUCUCCAAUCUGGACGCCUUCCAAGUUGAUCAACCGACUAGGGAAAGAAAUAAACGACGAGUCGUCGGUCCUGUAUUGGGCUUACAAGAACCAGAUCCCCGUUUUUUGUCCUGCGAUCACGGACGGUUCGAUUGGAGACAUGCUUUUCUUUCACACGUUCAAGUCUAGUCCCCGCCAACUGCGUGUGGACAUUGUCGCAGACAUCCGUAAAAUCAAUAGCUUAUCCAUGGAAGCCUCCAAGGCAGGUAUGCUCUUGUUGGGAGGUGGUUUGAUUAAGCACCACAUUGCGAAUGCGUGUCUGAUGCGUAAUGGUGCAGACUAUGCCGUUUACAUCAACACAGGUCAAGAAUUCGAUGGUUCUGAUGCAGGAGCCAGGCCGGAUGAGGCUAUCUCUUGGGGCAAGAUCAAAGCCGAAGCCAAGAGUGUCAAGAUUUAUGCGGAUGCGACUGUGGUUUUCCCGCUCAUUGUCGCUGCGACUUUUGCUAGCGGCAGGUAA